AUCCUCGCAAAGUUAUUAGCGGUUAAAGUUUUAUACAAAAUGGCAGACACAAGUUUGUUGGUACCAUGCCCUCAGCGGUUUUAACGCAAAAACGAGGGGAAACUUUAACUGCUAAUAACUCAAAGAGGAUUGAACCGUUUGACUUGCAAUUUGAAGCAAAGAUAGAAUGCAACAAGGGUUAUUUGUUGUGUGGGUCACGUGAGUGCCAGCCCUCACUCUAAAGUCUGCAAGUAUACCAGACUUUUACUGCUUAGAACUUUAAGAUAAUAUUGAGGGAGGCUUUCGAAUCUGCAGACAUUAUAGAGUGCAAAAGUAGCUAUCUGUAUAGAAUGUUGAUUUCACCCCUAACUAUAAUGUCUAAGUAUGGGCACUCGUUACUGGAACUUGAGGUCGUCAUUAGAGACUAAGGCAAGGUUUUUUUUCCUUCAACGUUUUUUGCAGCUGAGCCAGUCACCAUGAGCCGCCGUGUGAAAUACACCCCAGCCGAGGACCGCGCGCUCCAGGCCUUCGUUGAGGCCAACAAGUUUAACUACCCUGUGACCGGAAAUAAAUUGUGGAUCUUCACAGAGACCCAGCAAGUAACUGAUCAUUCCUGGCAAUCCAUGAGGGCCAGGUAUAUGCUAUUGUCAGGGGCCCCUGCGAAGAAGGGCAAAAAGAAGCCCUCAACGAGACCCUCCCUGGGAAGCGGCACUCAGGGAACAAUUCCAUUUCACCCGUCGUUCACCUCCACCUCCACCCGCCCCACCUCCACCCACCCCACAUCCACCCACCCCACCUCCACCCUCACCACCUCCACUUGUACCAUGUCCACCCGCCCUACCUCCACCCACUCCACCCACUCCUCGACGUCGACAGUUCCACAACAAGUUACUGUGACGGACGCAACGACACAGACAGACGGCACGGGGAUGGUCAGCGUCGGGUUUGGCAUCCACCUGUUCUGCCCUGUCACGCAGUACAGGCUGGUGGAUGUCAGCACCCAAACAGUGCGUCUGCCAUCCCAACAGACGUUCGCAUUCAUUUUAGACAUGCAUGCACCAUGCAUUACCAUACGCAUCAUACGUACGUCAUACGCCCAUACAUUCUCUUUGUAAAUAAAUUUUGUAAAUAGACGUUUAUAUUAGUGUAUGUAAGAAAAAUAGCCAAAAAAAAAAUACAUAGACCAAAAAAAUCACAUUAUUGUAAAUAGUUUCAAUUCAACAAAGUUGAAUUUUUGUAAAUACCUUUGUAACUAGAAUUGUCAAAUAGAAGAUGUUAACUUAAGACUUAUUUAUUGUAAAUGUCACUGUACAAAAAAUUGUAUAUAUUUUAACUUCUGUAA
Molecule: messenger RNA, 1321 nt
Organism: Orbicella faveolata
Lineage: Eukaryota; Metazoa; Cnidaria; Anthozoa; Scleractinia; Merulinidae
Source: RefSeq, a predicted model, not a curated record